Eriocheir sinensis (Chinese mitten crab) is the source of this 2063-nucleotide messenger RNA. Its product is annotated as glucose-6-phosphate exchanger SLC37A4-like. Gene Ontology annotation, biological process: glucose-6-phosphate transport; phosphate ion transmembrane transport. Lineage: Eukaryota; Metazoa; Arthropoda; Malacostraca; Decapoda; Varunidae. Gene Ontology annotation, molecular function: glucose 6-phosphate:phosphate antiporter activity. The transcript is spliced from 12 exons. The record is from RefSeq and is a predicted model, not a curated record. Gene Ontology annotation, cellular component: endoplasmic reticulum membrane. Bases 16 to 1734 code for a protein of 572 amino acids.
GCAGCACGCGGCGCGAUGCUUGGCGUGACUCACGGCGCGGGCUUGUUGGGCGGCGCGGCCAGGGGUGGACACACGGACAUUACCAACACACCAGCAGCAAGGGAGAGCCGCCCCCACACACCACCCAGCCCCGCCACCCAGCACAGAGGAAAGUCACCCGCUGAGUGUCGCUUCGAGGUCAAAGGUCACGUGGUCAAGUCAACCCGUUACUCUCCCACCAUCAUGACCCAGAGCGGUAGCAGCAGCGUGACCCUGGUGCGGACGGAGCCAGGCGACGUCCUCCCUGACAAGACCCUCACGCACAGAAUCACGAGCAACAUGAACGGCGUCAGACCCACCACCACCACCACCACCUCCAACACCACCACCAGUAAAGACAGCAGUAGUGGUUACGGCGCAGACACCAAGCAGCAUCGCCUCAGGUCCUACCAACGUGCCAUCUUCGUAGCGAUGUUCCUGGGCUAUGCUUGCUACACUUACAACAGGAAGAGUGUGUCCUACGCUACCCCGACUCUACUGGCAACUGGUCUCAUCACCACCAGCACCGUCGGCGUGAUCAGCAGUUGUCAGAACAUGGCCUACGCUGUCAGCAAAUUCCUCGGUGGUGUUUUGUCCGACAAGAUGAGCGCACGGGUCCUAUUCUCCAUGGGCCUGGCGUUGAGUGGAGCCAGCACCCUUCUCUUCUCGCGCACGGAGGACCCGACGCUGUGGGCCGCGCUGUGGGCAGUGAACGGCUUUGCGCAGGGCUGUGGAUGGCCGUCCUGUGCCAAGCUGCUGAAGAAGUGGUUCAGCCCCGCCCAUUUCGGAACGUUGUGGAGCGUUCUGACGGCUAGCAGCAACGUUUCCGGGACCCUCUCGCCCCUGCUGGCCGCUUACGUCAUCAUGAGUCACGGUUGGAGCGCUUCUCUGAUCAUUGCCGGGUUGGUAUCACUGGUCAUGGCCGGCGUAACGUUGGUAACACUGAUAGAUGACCCCUGCCAGGCUGACCUCCCCAACCCUGCCCAGCCCCUGCACACUGAAAGAACAAAGGAAACAGUCGAUAAGAAGGACCUCAACACACGUCAGACACCAGAGGGCCAGGCAGGGAGGCGAGAGGAGGUAGGGGGCGUGCGGGAGCUUGUCAAGUCCCCCUUCCUGUGGCUGGUCUCCGCUUGCUAUCUGGUGGUGUUCAUGGCAAAGACGGCCAUCUCGGACUGGGGACAGUUUUACCUUAUCAACGAACUGGGACGGUCACAGAUGGAAGCCAGCUCCUUCACCAGCGCCAUCGAGACAGGCGGUUUCUUCGGGGGCAUCCUGGCGGGUGUGCUCACUGACAGGAUAGCAUCAAAGGUGAACGUGCGAGCUAACGUCCGCUUGCUCGUGGCUGCGGCGUUCAUGUGUGCGUGCUGCGGGAGCCUCUACGUUCUGCAGGCCGUUCUCACACCCGCCUCCUCUCAGGUCCUGGUGUCUGGGGUGGGGGUGGUUUUGGGCGCCAGCAUGUUCGGGCCCAUCUCCAUCUACGGCAUAGUCGCCUCCGAGUCCUUCCCUUCACACCUCUCCGGGACGGCUCAUGCUAUCGUGGCUCUGGCGGCGAAUGUUGGCGCCGUCAUGGCAGGGUGGCCGCUCAGCAGGGUAGCGCGCGCGUGGUCUUGGUCCGGAGUGUUGGUACUCCUGCAGGGUCUGGCGGGGUUGUCUGCCCUGCUCAUUGUGGUCACCCCGAGCAUACACGUCUCAAGGAAGGUCAAGACGCAGUAGAGAGAGAGAGAGAGAGAGAGAGAGAGAGAGAGAGAGAGAGAGAGAGAGAGAGAGAGAAUGGUUACAGUACAAAUACUUUUUUUUUAUAUAAUACUAAUACUAAUAAUGAUGAUGAUGAAAGGAAGUCCAUUUUUUAUCCUUUGAUCUGUAAAUAGGCCAGAAUUCUUUUUUUUUCUCUUGACUUUGCCUUAUCACGAGGUUGUAUUUGCCUUGUGUAUGUGUGUGUGUGUGUGUGUGUGUGUGUGUAAGCCAUUAUUUAUAUUCUGUAUAUGCGUGUAAAUACAUUAGUUUAUAGUUAUUAGUAUAUUAAAAACGAUUAUUCCAUCUUA